This is a messenger RNA of Aspergillus wentii DTO 134E9, 2088 nucleotides long. RefSeq names its product putative meiosis protein MEI2. Lineage: Eukaryota; Fungi; Ascomycota; Eurotiomycetes; Eurotiales; Aspergillaceae. The record is from RefSeq and is a predicted model, not a curated record. Bases 1 to 2088 code for a protein of 695 amino acids. Gene Ontology annotation, molecular function: RNA binding. The transcript is spliced from 13 exons.
AUGAGAGGAAACGAUUCCUCCCAUAUCUUGAGUAGUCCCUGUUCUACAAACGGAGCAAUCUCGCCUCAUGGAUCUCCAGAUACCAAACUUACGGCGUUCUCCCCCGAGGAUAUGCGAUCUAAGGAUCGCUCUGAUUCUAGUGUCGGUGCUGCCAUGAAAGAGACUGACUUCCGCAAGUUCUACUCGAUACCUUCUUCAGACCCCUUUCUAGUUUCAGCAAGCACUUCUAACCGAGCACAGCUUUCUCCAACUGCAGCAAGCUUCACGCCUAUUGGCAUGACUGGAAGAGUGGUCGCUGGCAGCCAAAUCCAGUCCUUGUCCCGUGAAUGCUGUGGUGUUAGCUACCUAACUCCCAAUGCUGACCUUGGAACCCGUGGACCUAUACCUGGAACCAUGAAAUCUGUUGAGCGGGGCACGUCUGAUUAUGGUCCUAUUGGAAACACUCAACUUGCCAUGAACAGCAUUCUGCCCAGUGCAUCUAUUGAGAAGUUUGACACCGAGAGACGUAGUCGCGCAUUUGUUAUUGAAAACGUCCCGACGAACCUGUCUUACAUGUCCCUAGCCGGGUUCUUCAAUCGCCGCGAAUUUGGGACACUCAAGGGACCUGUGCUUACUGAGCUCAGUUCGAUGGGCAAAGUGUAUGUUGCAUUCACUGAUAGUCGUGAAGCAAAGAAUGCGAUGGAGAAGGUUCAUCUUCUUCGACCUGAGUGGCGUAUUUUCGCUCUUACGUCUAGAGAAUACAUACAACACUCUGAACCGUCUCGGUUGGCACAGACAUCUGAUUUCGAGGGUCAGUUGUUUGUGUCAGUCUACUAUGAUAGCCGAAAUUCCAAUAUGAAUCAUCACAGAGUCGCUCGCUCGCUCGAGACUCUGGCAAUGACGUUUGGGGACAUGAAAAUCUUUAGCCCCUUACCCUCUAAGCAAGAUCAUGUCAGCGAGUUUCAUCUUGAAUUCUUCAAUACUCGUGACGCGGAAAAUGCAAUGACCACACUCAACGGAACCUCAGUCGAUGAUUGCGUGCUCGAAGUUUCACUUUUCAAACCGGAUGUGGAGGACAAAUCAUACCUUCCUCUCCCGAGCCCAUCGACACCUGUUAAGGGGGGAUUCUCUCGAUACGAAACUGCGUACCGCAACCAUGAUUCCUGGGCCUCGAGUCGAACAAACCACACUCCCUAUAUGGAGCUAAGCCCUACUGGUCGCUCUACGGUGCCUUCAGGUGAGCAUGCUGGCCUUAUGGACUGGAUGUCUAGGGCUGGGGAGAGAAUCCUGCCUUCGCCCCACCGUGAAAUCAGUCGUUACCCCGACUUGCGCUCUAAUAACCAAAAUGCUGUUGAUAUUGAGCGGAUCCGUCUUGGGUUGGAUGUUCGAACUACGAUCAUGCUUCGUAAUAUUCCAAAUAAAAUCGACCAGGCCAUGCUCAAAACCAUUGUUGAUGAAACGAGUCACGGGAAGUACGACUUCAUGUAUUUGCGCAUUGAUUUUGCGAAUAAUUGCAACGUCGGUUAUGCUUUCAUAAAUUUUGAAGAUCCGAUUGAUAUCAUUGAUUUUAUCAAUGUGCGCUCUGGACGCACCUGGAAUUGCUUUAAUAGUGACAAAGUUGCCGAGGUGUCAUAUGCAAGUAAGUUUCUAAAUACCGCUAAUUUCUGUCAUGCUCUGAAGCUCGGGGUAGCAAUACAAGGAAAGGAUUGCCUAGUACAAAAAUUCCGAAACAGUUCUGUGAUGCUGGAGCACCCUUCCUUUCGUCCCAAGAUAUUCCACACGGGUGCUGGGCCUCUUGUGGGAACUGAGGAUCGUUUUCCGGGACCGGACAAUCCAUCGAAGAUGCGCCGCAGCAUUGAGAAUGCAGAGCAUGUUGGCCUGUUUGCCCCCCGAGUUGGUCAGCAAUACCGUGACGAGCAACGUCGCCGUCAUUCACAGUUUGAUCGUGGAACCACUGCCGCAGAACGUGAGGUAUUCUAUGUUCAAACGCUCGCUCCGAGGCGCCCCUCUGGUGUCAACAACGGUCUCAGGAGCGCUCCGUGCACCUACCCGGGCAUGAAGAUGUGGUAUGGUUCAACAAUCACAGAUCGCGGUCCUAGGACAUCUUGA